AGUGACCUGAGGAGCCGCGAUAUCCUCGCAGAAGCCCUGAUGGAGUUGGUGAAGGACGCAAAGAAGGCAGGCGAAGGGCUGUACAGGCUCAGCGCGAAGAUUGACGGCGCGGUAGAUCGCAUCGUGGCCGUGAACGACCACGCCAUGCUCACAAUUGAAGCCGCGACAGUCAAGGAGGGCUUGCUGCCGUGGCUCGCGACGACUCUCAUGCCCCACCUUGCCACCGGCGCGAGCAUCGUCCGCUCGUAUGCCAAUGUAAUGGAGACGCUGGUACACGAGACCCAGCACACGCUCUUCAUGGCAACUACCAGCGCCGCAGACCUUGAGCGACUCCAGGAACACCUCCUGACAAUACAUGAAGUCUGCUUGCAAGAGGGGAUCUCACUGAGUGAGGAGCACGGGGAGCUACUAUCCCAGCUCUGGACGAUCCUCGGUGGAAACCGUCAUGCGCGCCAGAAGAAUGAGGCGCAUCUUGCGCUCCUCAAGGAGGUCGACAACUACCGGCAGCAGGCCCUCGCCCAUGUAGUCGUAACGCGAGAUGCGCUACAAAUGCUGGUCGCAGACGUGGAGGAGCUGCGGGACCGCUCGGCCGCACCUGGCAUUGUAGGUGAACGCAUGCCGGUGGAGGCGUUGAUUCGGAGCGUCAGUUAUGGCAUUGAACGGCUGAAGGAGGGGCGCCGGAGGGCGAAUGAGAAACAGUACGUAUUGGCGAGCAAAUUAUUGACGGCUUCGGGCGAUCGUUCGGGCAUCAGGAGUGAUUGA
Fomitopsis serialis is the source of this 762-nucleotide messenger RNA. RefSeq lists its product as uncharacterized. The annotation marks the transcript as partial. The transcript is spliced from 2 exons. NCBI's taxonomy places the organism in Eukaryota, Fungi, Basidiomycota, Agaricomycetes, Polyporales, Fomitopsidaceae. The record is from RefSeq and is a predicted model, not a curated record.